Messenger RNA from Striga hermonthica, 501 nucleotides. Lineage: Eukaryota; Viridiplantae; Streptophyta; Magnoliopsida; Lamiales; Orobanchaceae. The record is from the annotation of a GenBank genome assembly.
AUGGCUGCUUCGAAUUCUUCUAAAAUGUUUCGUGUUGGUCGUUCGAUCCUUGGUGGCCUCACCAACAGUUCAUUCAGUGCAAUCCGAACUUCUCCUCAGUUGAAUCAUGCGGAUUUCUUAUCCCAACAAACGAGAACUUUCAUACAAAUGAGAACCAAUCUUAAGGUGGUGGAUAACUCGGGAGCCAAACGGGUUAUGUGCAUACAAGCCCUCAAGGGAAGGAAAGGGGCUCGACUUGGGGACACAAUAGUGGCCUCGGUGAAAGAGGCUCACAUGGGUGGAAAAGUGAAGAAGGGAGAUGUUCACUAUGCUGUUGUGGUUCGUGCUGCUAUGCAGCGUGGAAGGUGUGAUGGGAGUGAAGUAAAGUUUGAUGAUAAUGCAGUCGUGUUAAUUAACAAACAAGGUGAGCCGAUCGGGACACGAGUGUUUGGCCCGGUUCCUCAUGAAUUGAGGAAAAAAAAGCACCUCAAGAUUCUAAGCCUUGCCGAGCAUAUUGCUUGA